AUGGUCUUCGGCGCAGUGGCUUAUCCAGAUCAGACCGUCCCCGAAGUCCAUCUGGAUCACUGUCCCAGCUUGGGAGGCGACACGUGCGCCACAGCCCACGCCCCUCCAGUGGAGACCCCAGAGACAACAGUCCUGAUAGCGCUCACGGGGAUUCCAGUCUUGGCGUCGUACCCGCUUCCUGUCUCGACCCCGCAGGAGGCAGCGCAGCUGGACGGCGUCGGUGACUACCUCGCGGGCUUCUUCGGCCGAGUUAUCCUCAAUCGUGCCGAUGCACCGUGUCACGGUGGCGCCGUCACGAGCGACCCUGCGCCUCCUCCGUCUUCAUCUUGGGUCGCCAGCAUCGGUGGCGACGACAGCCUCGAGGCUGGGUCUCCAGAAGAAUGCCGUGAACUCUCCGCUGAAGCAGCGGCUACCACGGAGGCGGGUUGUCGCUCUCCCUCUUCAUGCGGGCCUUCGACAGCCCUCGAGGUGUAUCUACAGCGACAACGGCGCGCAGCCGAGCGCCUGGCUGCGUUUUUCCUGAAGAGGCACAAGGAUCCACAAAGUCACCCGGUGCCAGGGCGGGAGGGCUUCGAAAGAUGCCCGGGCCCCGGGAGAGGAGGAGAGGUUUACGAAGUUCGCGAAAGCUCUGGAGCCAACGAGGAAGGAUCGCGGCGGACACAUGACGUUGCAGUUUCGGAGAGAGCCGGCGGGGAGCAAGCGGAGCUCGAAGAAGACAGACGGGAUGCACCACACAAGGACCCCGCGAAAGCGGGCGUUUCCGGCAGUCUCUUCCAGGCGGACCUUUCGAGCAGCGAAAAUCAAACUGAAUGCGUUCACCCGCUGGAAACGAAAGGUGUCGAGCGCCGGCAGAAGGACUUUCGAAAGGGUUCAAGUGCCUGGACCGGGCUGGUGUGUCUCUACAGACUUAAGGCUUUCGGUCCGAGAGGCGUCAGUCGCAUGCAAAUCAAGCAGGAACAAGAAGAUCUCUCAAAGGUCUAUCCCUGUAGCGGUGUCUCAGGGAGCGUCUUGGAGAGCCUUCGAGUCGACCAGCUUAUAGCGGUCCGCCGGCCGUGUCCUGCCGCCGUUCGCGCGGCUUCUGCGACUCUGGCUGAGCAAAAACUGAUCUCUGCUCGCGUGCCUGGUGGUGCCCCGCGGGAGUUGUCCUCUGCGAACCAGGCCGUGAGUGAACCUGCCGGCGAACCUCUGCAAGCAGGAGUCCUGAAUGGCGACAGUUUUGCUGGCGAGACCGCGCUGCAAAGGUGUCUCGCGACACUGCAGAAAGGAGAGGACUCACGGGCUGGCGAAGGCCGAGAGGCCAGUGCGGACUCGGGUCGUUGUCUUGCCCAGAAAGCACCGCGCCAGCGAAGAGCGGAUGAAAGGGAAACCCUGAAACUCCGGCUGCUGAAGAAGUGUUGUCACGAUCACCUCGAGCUCCUUUUUCUGACCCCAGAAGGGGAAGAAGUGGCCAAGCGUCUGGUGGAGGAAGUGCCCGAACUAAAGCGCUCCUCCACAGACGCAAACUCUUGCGUGGACGUGGAGGCAUUGCCGCCUCACCUCGAGAAAGAACAGGCUCAAGAUCUUUCUGGGGACCAAGGGAAAUCCCGGAGUUUGAAGGAAACCGCAGGAAGCGAGGCCAGCAGCAGGGGGAACACAGGUGCGCAUGGGUUCACUGAAGGGCCAAGUAAGCUCAGAUUACGCGAAAAGCAUUCGCCGUCGUCCCUCGACGAGGGGGAUGUCUCGGUGGAAAGCUCGAGCGCUGAGUCUGACGCAAACUGCAAGAGAGGCGAAGACCCGGAGCUCUAUCCGCACCCCUUUUCUUGGCUACCCCUGCGGAAACGAAGACCGCAGGAGUCAGAAAGCAAAGACGCGUCACCUUCCCACUCUCAUGGAGCAUGUUUCCACGAGCCCCAGGCGACGCCAAAAGGUCGCUGGCGGCAGGUCGGCGACGGCCUCUCGUCGGAAGGCAGCCUUGGAGAGGACGCGGCGUCUGCUACCCCCAGCAGCACAGAAGGUUCGCGAAGGCUUUGCAGAGCGUCUGGGAAGAGUAGAGCACCAGUUGUUGUCUUGGAUGAAGAGGACGAGGAGUCGAACGCCUGCGGCGCGCUCGAGCGACAAGGGACGAGUUGUAGGGGUACCCCUCCCCUCGGCUCUCCAACUGCAUGCGUUGGAGCCGCCACACCGGUGCGCCGACGCGCAGACAACAGGCGACCUCUCACACCGGCGGAGUCACCUUCUGUGCCUGCGGGGUUUCCGGUCGACCACGACGCGAAGGAGUCUCGCAGAAACGCUGUCGCCGCCCGGGAGUGGAGCCCCGUUGGCCACACUUUUCAGGUUCGCCUGGUGCUCGACAACCGCGAGCGCGUCGAACAUGGCGGGGGCGGGUGGGGCGGCGGGAUGAACCGAGCCGAGUUCCUCUCUUCCCAGCUGCGACGGAACGGUGUCCCCGUGGAGUUGCGGCCGCUUCCAGUUGGAGACGCCCUGUGGGUUGCUCAGUUGCGCUCAGUUCCGGCUGAGUCUGCGCCGAGCCCCCACCCCACCCGAGAAAGGACUCCUGAGGUCGGUUCCACUGCAGGGUCGAGUUCAAAGCCGGUAGAAGACAGGGAAGGCCACGGGGCUGGUUCAGAGGGAGCGUCGCCGUGCAAGAAAGGUGCUGCGUCCUCCCCGCCGGUGGAAUUUGUGUUGCCCAUCAUUGUGGAGCGCAAGACACUGCGAGAUCUGAGUUCGUCCAUCCGCGAUGGCCGCUACGAAGACCAGAAAUAUCGGCUGAUGCGUUGCGCGGGCGUCACGCGAGUUCUGUACCUCGUUGAGGGCUUGCUCGAGGCAUCGCAGUGUCCCGCGAUCCCUCUCUCUGCCGCCACCUUUGCUGCGCCGAAGCGCAACCCUGCAGGGACGACGCCAAGUCCCCAUCGUGUUCCCGGCUCGCAACGUCCAGGGAUUCUCGGCGGAUCUCCUGGGCCAAACGCCCAAGGAGGCGGUCGAACGUUUCUCGGCGGGCCGCUGUCGACAUCGGCUGCUACUACGGCGGCCGAGAUUGCCGCUGUACGGACGGCGCAAGUCAAGACGCAACUUGUCAAUGGUUUCUUGCUUCUCAACACCACCUGUCCAGCGCACACUGUCGCCAUGCUGACUCGAAUUCACAGACGGCUAGUCCGACAGUUCGCUUCAGAUGCCGUCAUCCCGGUGGAAACGGGAGACCAGAUCUGCUCCGAAGGAAUCUCACGACGGGGAGCUGAGGCCGCCUUAGGAGCUCGUGGCGCUGCUGAGGCCGAGUUCCGAGAAGGUCGUCGCGACGUUCAGACGCCUGGCGUCGAGACAGAGAUGUCAGUUGCAUCAGCGAGCAAGGAUCUUGGAAAGGUGACGCAGCUGUUUCUCCGGCGCAAAAGAAUGGAGCAAGCAGGAGGCUUGUCGGGAGUAGGCGGCACGUUCGGGAUGAGUCCUUGGGGCGCCUCCGGGACGACAGAAGUCGUGGAACUUCUCUCGUGGUCAGCCUGGCUGGAGACGAACCGCCAAAGUGCAAAGUAUACGGUGCAGGAGGUUUUUUGUAGGCAAUUGAGUGUCUUGCCGUUCCUCGGAAAACGCGGCGCUGCUCACAUUGCCAAAGCCUGCGGUCACCCCGCAGCAUUUGCUCGACUUCUCGCGGCGCAUCCCGACGACCGCCGCCUCCGCGCAGCGUUAGCCGCGGCGGCGCACUCAGACCAAGGAAAACGCGGAACGGGAUCCUGCAACCGAGGGACGGGGGACGACGAGAACAGCGGCAGAUUGCUCCAGACGCCACAAAGACAAAACCGACCGGCUGGCGACGAAACAGGAGAUGAGGACAGACACUCGGCAAGUGAAGACCGGGAGUCCGGCGGGAUACGGCGCGAUGGGGCGAAACGCAAACGUCGCGAGGGCCGCCUCGCCCGACGAGAACAAGGACGUGUCUCCGCCGUUAACACGGGGACUGCUCGGCCGCAAGCGAUCAGCAGCAAAGCGCUGGCGCUGUGCAGGUUGCUUUACCAGGAAGAAGUUCCUGCGACUGUCCUCGACCAAAUGCAGCCGCUAGCUCACGCUUCGUCUGCACUUCUGGAGGGGACGUGUUCAGCCGCCACGCCUUCCAGGGACCAGAUGGAGCGCGGAAAUAUUCUCUGA
This is a messenger RNA of Neospora caninum, 4113 nucleotides long. Its product is annotated as Conserved possible MUS81 endonuclease, related. Gene Ontology annotation, biological process: DNA catabolic process; double-strand break repair via break-induced replication; mitotic intra-S DNA damage checkpoint signaling. Gene Ontology annotation, cellular component: Holliday junction resolvase complex; nucleus. The record is from RefSeq and is a predicted model, not a curated record. Lineage: Eukaryota; Apicomplexa; Conoidasida; Eucoccidiorida; Sarcocystidae. Gene Ontology annotation, molecular function: 3'-flap endonuclease activity; crossover junction DNA endonuclease activity; DNA binding. Bases 1 to 4113 code for a protein of 1370 amino acids. The transcript is spliced from 5 exons.